Molecule: messenger RNA, 567 nt
Organism: Scheffersomyces coipomensis
Lineage: Eukaryota; Fungi; Ascomycota; Pichiomycetes; Serinales; Debaryomycetaceae
Gene: RPS7A
Product: 40S ribosomal protein eS7
Exons: 1
Coding region: 1-567 (188 amino acids)
Biological process (GO): translation; rRNA processing; ribosomal small subunit biogenesis
Cellular component (GO): 90S preribosome; small-subunit processome; ribosome
Molecular function (GO): structural constituent of ribosome
Source: RefSeq, a predicted model, not a curated record
AUGUCUGCUGCCAGCAAGAUUUUAUCAGAAAAGCCAACUGAAUUAGAAUUAAAAGUUGCUCAAGCUUUUAUUGACUUAGAAGGUCAAGCUGAUUUAAAAGCUGAUUUAAGAGCUUUACAAUUCAAAUCUAUUAAAGAAAUUGAUGUUAGCGGUGGUAAAAAAGCUUUAGCUAUCUUUGUUCCAGUUCCAUCUUUAAUUGCUUACAAGAAAGUUCAAAUCAGAUUAACUAGAGAAUUAGAAAAGAAAUUCCCAGAUUCACAUGUUGUUUUCUUAGCUGAAAGAAGAAUCUUACCAAAACCAGGUAGAGGUACUAGACAAUUACAAAAAAGACCAAGAUCAAGAACUUUAACUGCUGUUCAUGAUUCAAUCUUAGAAGAUUUAGUCUUCCCAACUGAAAUCAUCGGUAAAAGAGUUAGAUACUUGGUCGGUGGUAACAAGAUUCAAAAAGUUUUAUUAGACUCUAAAGAUUCAUCAUCUGUUGACUAUAAAUUAGAAUCAUUCCAACAAUUAUACUCAAAAUUAACUGGUAAACAAGUUGUUUUUGAAAUCCCAGCUGAAACUCAUUAA